This is a messenger RNA of Musca vetustissima, 1489 nucleotides long. RefSeq names its product glycine receptor subunit alpha-2 (gene alka). Gene Ontology annotation, cellular component: synapse; membrane; neuron projection. Lineage: Eukaryota; Metazoa; Arthropoda; Insecta; Diptera; Muscidae. The coding region runs from base 1 to 1455 and encodes 484 amino acids. Gene Ontology annotation, molecular function: neurotransmitter receptor activity; transmembrane signaling receptor activity; extracellular ligand-gated monoatomic ion channel activity. Gene Ontology annotation, biological process: regulation of membrane potential; signal transduction; nervous system process. The record is from RefSeq and is a predicted model, not a curated record. The transcript has 10 exons.
AUGUCAAGUGCAUUAUCUGGGUUCUUUUCACGAAAAAGAAAACGUCGUAUACAGAUUAUGACUUCUUCUAGAAAAAUUGCCAUAGAAAAAAUAGCUUUAAUAAAACCUCUAUUCCACGACAAAUUAAUUAACAACCUUCAGAUUCUACAAAUACGACCGCCUUCGAAAAAAGGAUCUCCAGUUAUAGUAGAUUUUAGUAUAUUUGUUGUAGAUAUAAACUCAAUUAAUGUAGAGGAUAUGGACUUUCGAGUAGAUAUGUUUAUACAUCAACGAUGGCUCGAAUCAAGACUUGAAAUAUCCGAUGAUAUAUUUGAGGAAGGAGAUGAUUAUGUCACUCUGUUGCCGGAAUUUUUUGAUAAUCUAUGGCAACCGGAUCCAUAUUUUCUCAAUUCAAAAAUUGCAGGAUUGGGAAGCCCCUAUAUUGAGCAAACUUCUCUGAUACGCCAUAAAACUGAGAAAGAGAAGAAAAAUUUCCAUCUAAAGAAGACUUUAAAAAUUGCCACAUUAACACACAAAUUUACUUCGGUGACUUUGUACAAAAAUAAGACGGUACGUUAUGCAGCACGAAUGCAUGCCAUCAUUGCCUGUCAAAUGGAAUUUCAAUUAUAUCCCAUGGACAUACAAGUCUGUCCCAUUUACAUAGAAAGUUUUUCUUCAAAUAAUAAAAAAGUAAAAUUACGCUGGUCCGAUUCAGGGGUUACCUUAAACCCGGAACUUAAGCUAUUGCAAUACAAUUUAGGUCAACCGCUGGAAUUGGAAGAGAGCGAUGGUUAUAUGCCCGAAAAAGUUGGUAAUUUUUCACGUCUCACCGUUUAUUUUCGUUUCGAGCGACAAAUUGGUCAUCAUUUGAUACAGACGUUUGCACCUUCGUCCUUGGUUGUUAUGCUGUCGUGGUUUAGUUUUUGGUUGGGUCUAGAUGCCAUACCCGGAAGGGUAACUCUAUUGGUCACCUGUAUGCUAACAUUGGUGACAAUGUUUACAGGUCUAAGAGCUGAUAUACCACCAGUGGCUUAUGUUAAGGCUUUAGAUUUAUGGAUGGCCGGUUGUAUGGUCUCUGUAUUUGCAGCUUUGGCAGAAUUUGUUGUAGUUAAAGUUUUGGAUGUCCAAUAUCAAUAUCAAGUUAACAAGGUGCCGAAAACAUUACCCAUGCGUCUAAGCAACAUGGAAAAAGGUCAAUGUGCAACCGUUGCUAGUUGGGAAGGUGGGGCUGUACGGUCACGCAAGGCUACACAAACGCCAACAACACCGGGCCAGACUUCAUUGCAGGGCAAUGGUGGCCCACCAAAACCGGCCAGACGUCAAAGUUUGUUGUCCGUAGCCUGGACCGAUGAUACAACGGGCGUUGAAAAAAUCAUGUGGCGUGAAAUUGAUAAAGUUUCACGGGCCGUCUUUCCAAUACUCUUUUUUGUUUUUGUACUUUUGUACUGGCCGAUAUUGUUAAUGAAAUCGUCUUAGGAUAUGGGGAGUUCCAGGGAACAACUCUCUGGAC